Messenger RNA from Cotesia congregata, 627 nucleotides. NCBI's taxonomy places the organism in Eukaryota, Metazoa, Arthropoda, Insecta, Hymenoptera, Braconidae. The record is from the annotation of a GenBank genome assembly.
CUUGGUGAUUUUAUGCAUCCCCGUCAAUUUGCAGUGAUUGACAAGUCGCGAAGAGUGUACAAAACCUUCAGACUCGACACAGUCUUCAUUAGUUUCUCUGACUGCGCUCUUAGAAAUACAACUCUCGCUAUAGUUUUGUUAUUAUUUACACGAUUUUCUUCAAUCAUGAAAAAUUAUUUUAUUCUGUCAAGUAUUUUUUUAUCUUUGUUAAUAACCGAUAUUUAUCCUCAAAAUAUUUCAUCAAUCGUUGGUAAUGACUAUGUUCUCCGUAGCUGCGUAUCAACCGUUAAGUUGAUAAGAAAUCAUCGGAAAACAGUACCACGUGUUGAUACUCUUGAAAAUACAGGAAAAAGCAUUACAACAGAUAAUAGUCCAAAUGUCAAUUUAAUAAUGAACAGUAGGCAGCAAUUGAAUUACAAUUCUCGGGUUGAGAGAGAUCGUAAAAAUCGCUUACGAGGAAAAAUUACAACAGACAGCCCAGUCAAGACUGUUAAUAUUAUGAGACAAAGAAAAUCAGAGCCUUUGUUGUUUAGGAAAAAAAAUGGAUUUCCUGAAGUAUUUCAACGGGCUGAGCAACGACGCACCAAGAUAAAAAGUGAAAUUAUAACAAUAAAACCUGUUAAUUAG